Molecule: messenger RNA, 2637 nt
Organism: Sarcophilus harrisii (Tasmanian devil)
Lineage: Eukaryota; Metazoa; Chordata; Mammalia; Dasyuromorphia; Dasyuridae
Product: vomeronasal type-2 receptor 26-like
Biological process (GO): G protein-coupled receptor signaling pathway
Cellular component (GO): membrane
Molecular function (GO): G protein-coupled receptor activity
Source: RefSeq, a predicted model, not a curated record
AUGGCCUUGGGGAAACUGAGACUCUCAUCCUCUAUAUUAUUUGUAUUUCUGAUUUUGCAGAUUUUCUUAUCUGAGUACCAGAUGGUCAAGAAUCCUUGUCACAUAGAAAGAAGCUUCAAUCCCACAUAUAGAAAAGAAGGGGACCUAAUCAUUGCUGGAUUCCUCUCCCUUUUUGUGAAGGUAGAGCUUCAAGUGAACAAAUUUUUCUUCAAAAUGUGUCCCUUUAGGAUUUAUGCACUACCAACGUCAAUGUUCAAACAAUAUCACCAUUUCCUUGCUUUUCAAUAUGCUGUUGAUGAGAUCAACAAGAACCCCUAUUUGCUGCCCAACAUAACCUUGGGAUACCAGUUACUCAAUAACUUCCAUCUGGAGACACUAGCUGUGGAGAGCUCCUUAAUAUGGCUAUCAGGGAGAGGUCCCAUUAUACCCAAUUAUAGCUGUGAUACACAGUCCUAUUCUGUGGCUGUCAUUGGAGGGAUGUCAGCUACACUUUCCAUGGCCAUGGCCACCAUCCUCAAACUGUAUAAAGUUCCACAGAUUAGCUAUGGUUCAUUUGAUCUUCUACUGAAUGAUAAAGCUCAGUAUCCUUAUAUAUAUCAGAUGGGGAAAGAGCAAUCUGCUCUUCACCUGGCCUUCAUCCAAUUGAUGCUGCAUUUUGACUGGACAUGGAUAGGACUGCUUCUUUCUGAUAAUUUAAGAGGGGAAAGCUUCUUCAAUGAUCUGAAAGAAGAGAUGGUCAGGAAUGAUUUGUGUGUGACUUUUACGGAAAGAGUGCCCCAAAAUUUUAGAGAAAGCAAAGAUUUUGACCUAUUUUCUAGGAUUAUUUCAUCAUCAUCAAAUGUGAUUUUCAUCUAUGGAGAUGCUGAUUCCCUUCAUGAAUUUUCCACUGUAUUAUUAACUUAUAAACUUUAUGGGAAGUUGUUGAUUACCACAUCUUGGGAUUUUUCCAUUGAUACUAAUUUUGAAGGGUUUCCCACUUUUCAUGGUACAAUACUAUUUUCUCAUACCCAGAUGGAGAUUCCUGGUUUUACAGAUUUUGUAAGAAGCCUGAAUACAAGUGUGAACCCUGAGGACAUUUUCCUAAAAUCUUUCUGGGAGUCACUCUUUAGUUGUAGAUUUUCCAAAAGUGAUGUAGAAAUCUUCUAUCCUUUGUGCUCAAAAGAUCUUUCCUUCAGAGAUUUGCUUUACAUGAAUAUUGACAUGGCCCUUAUGGAACUGAUUCCAAAUGUUUACAAUGCAGUGUAUUUAGUGGCCCAUGCUCUCCAUCAGAUGCUCCAUUCUGAGGUAAAGGAGGCAUCAGAACUUGCAAAAAACCUAGAUCUUCCUUGGAAGAUCCACCACUUUCUGAAAUCCAUCAAUUCUGUCAAUAUUGCCAGUGACGAGUCAUGUGAGGAUGGAACCAAGCCAGCUGCUGAGACAUAUGAUAUACUGAAUUAUAAAUUCUUCCCUGGUGAGAUACAGACAAUGGUCAAGGUGGGUGAAGUGCAACCUCUUGCCCAGAGAUUCAUCAAGGAAGAAGACAUAGAUUGGCCAGAAGAUUUCCAUCAGACUCCAACUUCUAGGUGCAAUCUGAAGUCCCCUGGAUUAAAAAAGACAGCUCGUGAAAGACAGCCCACAUGUUGCUAUGCUUGCACUCCAUGUCCUGAAGGGACAAUUUCCAACCAGACAGAUGCAGAGCAGUGCCUGCAGUGCCCUGAAGAUCAAUAUCCUAAUAGAGAAAGAGAUUGUUGCCUCCCCAGGACUGUGACCUUCCUGGCCUAUGAGGAACCUCUGGGAAUGACUCUGGCCUGUGUUGCCGUCUGCUUCUCCCUCCUCACUGUGCUGGUCCUGGGGGUCUUUCUGAAGCACAGGGAAACCCCCAUAGUCAAAGCCAAUAACUUCAGUCUCAGCUACAUUCUGCUGGUCUUCCUCAGCCUCUGUUUCCUCUGCUGCUUGCUCUUUAUCCGCCAUCCUACCACAGCCCCCUGCCUGAUGCGCCAAACCACAUUCUCAGUUGUCUUCACAGUGGCCGUUUCCUCCAUUUUGGCUAAAACCAUCACUGUGGUUCUGGCCUUCAGGGCCACCAAACCAGGGAGCAGGCUCCGCAGGUGACUGGGAUCCACAGCAUCUUAUUCUCUCAUUGUUACCUGCACCCUCAUCCAAAUGUGUCUCUGUGGCAUCUGGCUUGGGACAUACCCUCCGUUCCUGGAGAUGGAUGUCCACUCUGAGCCUGGCUCCAUUAUCAUCCAGUGCAAUGAGGGCUCUCUCCUCAUCUUCUACUGUGUCCUGGGCUGCAUGGCCUUACUGGCCUUGGCGAGCUUCACCGUGGCUUUCCUGGCCAGGAACCUGCCAGACACUUUCAACGAAGCCAAGUUCCUGACCUUCAGCAUGCUUGUGUUCUGCAGCGUCUGGAUCUCCUUCCUGCCCUCGUACCAGAGCUCCAAGGGCAAGGCCAUUGUGGCCUUGGAAAUCUUUGCCAUCUUGACCUCCAGUGCAGGGAUUCUCACUUGCAUCUUUGCUCCCAAGUGCUUUGUGAUCCUUCUAAGAUGAGAACAAAAUAGUCUGGGGAUCCUUAAAAAGAAAGGUAUUCCCAGACAUGCCAGGUCUUUUCAAGUUAACCAAUUAGAGUCUAGGAACUCCUUUAAUUGGAAGCCAUAA